This is a messenger RNA of Papaver somniferum (opium poppy), 582 nucleotides long. RefSeq lists its product as uncharacterized. The coding region runs from base 1 to 582 and encodes 193 amino acids. Gene Ontology annotation, molecular function: RNA-DNA hybrid ribonuclease activity; nucleic acid binding. The record is from RefSeq and is a predicted model, not a curated record. NCBI's taxonomy places the organism in Eukaryota, Viridiplantae, Streptophyta, Magnoliopsida, Ranunculales, Papaveraceae. The transcript has a single exon.
AUGCAUAUUGAUAUUCCAUCUACUCAACAUAGCCAUGAUAGCAAUAGACAUGCAUGUAACUUGCGUCGAAAGUGGUCACCAGGCCCUUUAGAUUGGUUUAGUUUCAAUGUUGAUGCUUCUAUGUUAAAAAAUAGUCAUAGAGCUGGAUUGGCCAUAAUAGUGCGUGAUUGUACAGGGAAAUAUGUGGCUGCUAAAUCUCUUGUUAUUUCAGCUCGAGACAUCGAUCAGGCUGAAGCACUUGCAGUUCUAGAAGGCUUACAAUGGGCUCAACAGAUGCAAUGUGGGAAACUCAUCCUGCAAACAGAUAAUCAAGGUAAUGCGGUAGCUGUCAGAAACUAUAAUAAACAUUCUCGAAGAGAAGAUGUAAACCUUAUCAAUCAGAUUAAGAAGUUGAUAUCUUCUCAUCCUCGAUGGAUUGUAACAUAUGUAAAUAGAGUUUGUAAUGGUCCAGCGGACAAACUGGCCAAGUAUGUUAGAAAAUCAGGAGUGACUAAAGGGUGGUAUAAUAAUAAUCCUCAUAAUGUUAUAAGGAGGCAGCUGCUACUUGACAGUAGCCAAGUGUUGUACUUUACCUUCAUAUAA